Molecule: messenger RNA, 2023 nt
Organism: Cydia pomonella (codling moth)
Lineage: Eukaryota; Metazoa; Arthropoda; Insecta; Lepidoptera; Tortricidae
Product: zinc finger protein 287-like
Exons: 14
Coding region: 213-1970 (585 amino acids)
Biological process (GO): regulation of transcription by RNA polymerase II
Cellular component (GO): nucleus
Molecular function (GO): DNA-binding transcription factor activity, RNA polymerase II-specific; RNA polymerase II transcription regulatory region sequence-specific DNA binding
Source: RefSeq, a predicted model, not a curated record
UUUUGUUGUAUGUUUUUGAUUUGAAACUGUUUUCGUAAAUUAUAACUUAAAUGCAAUUAAAAUCAUGAUUAUGUUCAUAAUAAGAGUUCAAUGAAUACAUAAAGUGUAUGUCCAUACAUUUAGCCGCCAUGCAAUUCCUGUUUUUUGUGCCAAAUUGAUAUAACACUCAGCAACUUUCUAUUUUGUGAACCCUUGUGAAAAAUUCCUCUAACAUGGAAAAUAAGCACACUGUUGUUGAUAAAUUGCUGUGCAUGGCGUGUCUGUGUGUGGGCAGGACCCUGCAGAAAGUUACGGACGAGAGAAUGAAGCAGUUUUAUUUGGACACCUUAAAUGAAAUUCCACUAUGUGAUGUGCCCCAAGUUUGUCCAAACAUUUGUUGGGAGUGUGAGGCUCUGUUACGGAAAGUGAUUUCUUUCAAGGAACAAGUUAUGGACUCCUACAGAAUUCUCCAAACUUAUACUUAUGAGAACCUGUUUGAAUGCCUGCUAACAGACAUAAGCCGCCCGCCGCGUCUGCUAGUCCGAGUCAACAGCCCUGUCAACAUCACCCCAGACUCGGAGGACAAGCCCAAUGUACAGAAGGACAUGCAGUUCACCGUGUAUGUUAAAGAUGAGGUGAAGAUUGACUGGGAUGAUGAUAGAGAUGACCUAGACAUAACGCCAGCUGAACUAGAGGACCCAGUGGUGGACGAACCAGAGAACAUCAAGACAUUGAAGACUGAGACCGGGAAGAAACGGAAGAAGAAAGUGAAGAAAACUAGUUUGAAGAAAAAAACUAAGAGCCAUAAACAAAAAUCCGACGGCAAGAUAAUAACCAUAGAGCUAUCCUACGAAGAAAUGUUAGCGGAGCGCGAGAAAGAGGCGACCAGAGACAACUAUCUGAAGGCCCAGUACAAAUGUACUACAUGUAUUAUAGGAUAUAAUUAUAUCAAGUCAUAUGAGGCACAUAUGACUAAUAAGCAUUCUUCUUACUUGGGCGAAUACAGCUGUCCGAUAUGUAAAACCGUCAUUUCAUCCGUGGACUCUUUCACCGCGCACUACAAAAGACACAUGCGAAGGUACGAAUGCAGUAUAUGUCACAAACGCACAUUAGACAUGAAAGUGAUGCAGCAACACUAUUACUCCACACAUGAAAUAUCUCUCAAGCAAUACAAAUGCAAUCUCUGCGGGAAAAUAUCCAAUUCCAUAGAUUCUCACCGGUACCACAAGGACACACACAAGGCGCGGGUGCAGUGCCCUGAAUGCGACAAAAACUUCAGCCACAGAGCCGGCCUCAUGAACCAUAGACUUGCAGUGCACGAGCUACAGAACGCGUUUCCUUGCACAGUGUGUGAAAAAGUGUUCAGGUGGAAGGCCAGUUUGAAACGACAUAUGGAGAAACAUCACGUUAAGGACAGGAUGGCUUCAGCGGCCUACUGCGUCGCGUGCGGCAUCAGCUUCUCAUCCGUGUGCUCGUACCAGCGGCACAUGAAGAACAGCCUCAAACAUGUCACGCAGGAACAGCUCAGAUUCAUCUGCGACCACUGCAACAAGCGUUUUGCGGACAAGACGAAACUCCGGGACCAUAUAGAAGAAAAACAUUUACACAAAACCUACCAGUGCCACAUAUGCCAUAAGCCUUCAAAAAAUCGUGUGGGUUUGGAUCAACACAUACGGAACGUGCAUCGCGGCCGACCGAACAAUAAGAUGUGCCACCACUGCGGGAAAGGGUUCCCGACCAAGGUUCAGUUGGAGUCCCACAUAAGAACACACACCGGAGAACGACCGUUCAUUUGCGAAUUCUGUCCGACAACCUUCUCGCAGCAGUCCAACCUGUACAAGCACAACCGACAGGUCCAUCUCAACAUCAAGUCCAAACGCUACCCGCUCUGCAAGAAGCCCAAAACGGAGGAAAUGCACAAACCUCCAAACAUGGAGGAGUUCCGCCCCGUCGCCGUGCUGCACUUCGAGCCCGAGCGAGGGUUUCUAUGAUCUGCCAAUGUGUAGACUAGUAGAUCGCGGGCGAGGAGUAUAUCUCGUCAGUC